CGGACACUGAGCGCACUGAGCCGCCGCAGGAACCGAGAGCACCGUAAACACAAAAGAAGCGUUUCCAGGAACUUUCCAGGAAUACAGUCACGUGACACCGAGAGCACGAUUUAAGUACCUGUUCUGUCCGGAUGUAGUGACGUUAACCUCCGCUGCGGCAGGUGGCGCUGUGCACUUUUCCCGCCCCUGGUUUAGUCCGCCGUCACAGAAGAAGAGCAGAGCGCGGGUAGUUUGACUGUUAGCUCGCUGCUACAAGCUAAGGUUCUGCUGCUGGUUCGGUCGGUUCGGUUCGACACGCAGCGUCAUGGAGUCCACAGAGAGCCGCUUCGCUCACCUGCUGCAGCCAAUCAGAGAGCUCACCAAGAACUGGGACAUCGACGUGGCCUCAGAGCUCAACGACUACUUAGAGGAGUUGGACGAGAUGUGCAUCACGUUCGAUGGAGGAAACACCAGACUGAACUUUGCUGAAGCAGCUCUGUUGAUUCAAGGAUCAGCCUGCAUCUACAGCAAGAAGGUCCAGACACAGAGUUGGAAGCUGCUUCACAGUCUGGUCUAUACAAACUUUGGAUGUACAUCAACGACAAGAACAGAAUUCACUCCGUUAGAACCUCGACCAUCCGAAGACUCACAGCAGACCGACUGCACCACGGUCAUCUACAUCUGUCUCACCCUCUCUGAACACAGUCUGGACUGUCUCACCCUCUGUGGUCUGUCCCUGUCUUUCAGUUGUCCAGUGUCGUCUCCUCUCCAUCCGCAGUCUCUGAUUCCUCCUGAAACUACAGAGAAGAACAAACUUCCUCUCAUCAGUGUUAAAGGUGAGGUGCUGUGCAGUCUGAAGGACUUCAGGUUUAACUUGUUCGUCCCCGGAGAUGAAGACCUGAUCAUGCUCGGAUCAGCUGCUGCCAGACUGCUGUCGGACAAACUGAGUGUUGACUCUCCGCAGCAGAACGACGCCGCGGUGCCGCCUCAUGCUGACGUUGGAGAUAACGGAGGCGAUGCUGCGGAUCACUUCCUGCCUUUGGAGGACAACAACAUGGAGCUGGACCAAAACCUGGAGGAACAUGUGGACCGGCACCAGGCUCCAAAUGAAGGACGGAUGAUCAGAGAGAGACGUCAGGUUGUGGAGGACAAACUGAGGAGGAAGGAGGAGACGACCCCGGCGGUGAACGUGUGGGCACUUCAUGACCCGUACGCCGUGCUCAGAGAGGACAAACCCUUAAAACCAGGGAAGUGUUACAGAGUUCCUGACGGUUUGGACGACGGAGGAAAGAGGAAGAGGAAACGAGCCGCCUCGCUUCAGGACUUCAGGAGCUGGUUCAGAGGAACCUUCGAUCCUCCAGAGCACAAAUUAAAAAAUGGACCCACGUCUGCAGAGCUGAACUACAUCUACCUGAGCGCCAUGAGGCAGAAGCUGAACGCCAGGAAGAAGAUCUACAGGAGAGCGGGCGUGGUCGUCUCUGAUGAGGAGCUGUGGCAGACCUUCCUGCAGCCGGAGGAGGCGGGGCCACAGCAGCAGGAGGAGGAGCCUGUGGAUGGAUUCAGACACCCGGACCAGCUCGGUGGCGAUGACGAGAACUCAGACAACGAACACGAAGCGUUUCCUGACGACAUCCCAGCAGAGUUUGUUGGAGCAGACUUCAUCUCACCAGACGUUCAGAGAGACGAUCUGAGUUAUGAAGAUCUGGUGAAGCUUCGUGUGGAUCAGCUGAUGGUGAACUGUCGUGGUUACACUCAGGAGACGGCGCUGUCUCAGAGAGUCAAACAGUGGGAGGACAAGAUCCGACCAGAACUGGUUCUACAGGAGGAGCGCCCGGCGUUCGACAUCCAUGAUUACGGAGACCGGAUCGUGGCGGCGCUGAGCGGCGUUGGUCGCCGCAGAGCGUUCUCCUCCAUCGUCGCCGGUUUGGACAACUUCGAAGCGUGCAAGUUCCUGCUGGCCUCGCUGCAGCUGGCUAACGACUACACGGUGGAGGUGGACAGCGUGUCCGGUCUGGAGGACAGCGUGGACUCGAUGGGACUGACCCUGCUCAGCACCGACAGAGCGACAGACAGAUUCAAGACGCUUGGCGGCGUCCACCUGAACCCGUGAGCUCGUUUAGACCGAGGUUAACGAGUGCGUCCUGUUAACGAGGACGUGAUGUCACAUGAUGAAUUUGUAAUAAAACUUAAUAAACUCUGAACGAACA
Molecule: messenger RNA, 2186 nt
Organism: Larimichthys crocea (large yellow croaker)
Lineage: Eukaryota; Metazoa; Chordata; Actinopteri; Sciaenidae
Gene: ncaph2
Product: non-SMC condensin II complex, subunit H2
Exons: 19
Coding region: 305-2089 (594 amino acids)
Biological process (GO): meiotic chromosome condensation; mitotic sister chromatid separation
Cellular component (GO): condensin complex; nucleus
Molecular function (GO): chromatin binding
Source: RefSeq, a predicted model, not a curated record